Rotaria sp. Silwood1 is the source of this 2289-nucleotide messenger RNA. The record is from the annotation of a GenBank genome assembly. Lineage: Eukaryota; Metazoa; Rotifera; Eurotatoria; Philodinida; Philodinidae.
AUGCCACAAGCAAUACCAACAAAAAAUAAAACAACAGACAAUUUAUCAUUAGAUCACCUAUCUAUCAAAACAAAUGAUGAUGAUAAUAAAGAAAGUACAACACUUAUUUGGUUUGAUCCAAAUAUUGGAUCACGUGAAGAUACGGAAAAAACAAAAGAACAACUUCGUCUUAUUAAUGAUUAUGUCGUUUUCUCGACUGAUCUUGAACAAUGUGCCACAUUUAUUGAAUCAGUCGAUAAAGAAAAAGUUUUCUUAAUAACAUCGGGAUCAAAAGCAUCACAAAUCCUAUCUCGAACGUCUUCUUGCCGUCAGCUUGACUCAAUUUUUAUUUUUUGUUUGAAAAAAGAACGAUACGAACAUCUAUUCAAUGAAUAUUCAAAAAUUGUUGGAAUUUAUGUCAAGCUUGAUGAUUUAUGUCAAUCAAUCGAAGAACAAAUCGACCUCGUCAAUAGACAUAUGCAAACAUUUUCAUUUUUUGACCAACAUGAAAAAGCUCUGAAAGAUCUAUCCGAAGAAUCAGCAGCGUUUCUAUGGUUUCAACUAUUUAAUUAUGUCGUUGCUCGUCUUCCACGAAAUCAACAAGCGAAACAACAAAUGAUUCAAAUAUGUAAGGACUAUUAUCGUGGGAAUAAAAAAGAAAUAAGAGCAAUUGAAGAUUUUGAAAAAACGUAUCGAUCAGAAGAUUCAAUACUUUGGUAUUCAAAACAAACCUUUGUUUAUAAAUUAAUCAAUAAAGCAUUGAGAACAGAAGAUAUUAAUCUUCUAUAUAUAUUUCGAUUUUUUAUUGGUGAUCUUUCAGAAGCUUUACAACAAGAACAUACGAAGAUUUUAUCAUCAAAACACAAAAUCCUAAAUGUUUAUCGAGGAGUUAAACUUGAUAAAGAAGAAUUUGAUAAAUUAAAAGAAAAUCAAGGGAAGCUUGUUUCAACCAAUGGUUAUUUAUCGACAAGUCAAAGAAAAUCAUUAGCAUUAUCUUUUGCAAUGAAACCCACAAAACGAAUUGAUGUUAUUCCUGUUCUUUUUCAUAUUCAAUGCGAUAUUAAGCAAGUAAAUAAAAAUAUUAUUUUUGCUGAUAUUAGUGAAUUUAGUCAAUAUCCACAUGAAGAAGAAGUUUUAUUUGAUUUAAAUGCUUGCUUUAUAAUUGAAUCUAUUGAAGAGCAGGAAUCAUUACAAAUCAUUACAAUGAAUCUUUCAAAUGAAGGACAAAAAAUUACAAAAGAUUAUCUUGAUUUAACACGUCAAGAAACGGAAGAACUAAGCGUUUCGAUUGUUUUUGGUAGACUAUUGUGUAAUUUAGGUGAAUACGAUAAAUCUCAAAAAUAUUUUGAACAAUUAUUGAAUGAUUCAAAGGAUGAAGAUCGUGCUUGGAUUGAAUUCAAUAUAGGUCGAACUCUUGAUUUCAAAGGUGAAUGGAAGAGAGCUCGAAAAUAUUUUGAACGUGCCUAUGAUCGCAUGAUGAAAAGUGAACCAGCAAGAAUUAUAGAUUCUGCCCAUGUUCUUAAUUACCUUGGUAACAUUCUCUCUUAUCAAAGAAAGUACGAUGAAGCUCUCGAUUAUCAUCAGCGAGCAUUGAAAAUUCGAGAGGAAUUUCAUCCAUCUGGUCAUGUCGAUAUUGCUACAAGUCUUAGCAAUAUUGGUCGCAUUCUUGAUCAUCAAGGGCAGCACGAUGAAGCGCUCGAUUAUCAUCAACAAGCGUUGAAAAUUCGAGAAAAAUUUUAUCCAUCCGGUCAUGUCGACAUAGCCAGAAGUCUCAACAACAUUGGUCGCAUUCUUCAUGAUCAAAAAAAAUACGAUGAAGCUCUCAAUUAUCAUCAGCGAGCACUAAAAAUUUACAAGGAAUUUUUACCAUUUGGUCAUAUCCAUAUUGCUAGAAGCUUAAACAACAUUGGUCGCGUUCUCGAUAGUCAAGGAAAGUACGAUGAGGCCCUCGAUUAUCAUCAACGGGCGUUGAAAAUUCGAGAAAAAUUUUAUCCAUCUGGUCAUGUGGAAGUAGCUAAAAGCCUCAGCCACAUUGGUCGCAUUCUUCAAGAUCAAGGAAAGUACGACGAAGCUCUUGAUUAUCAUCAGCGAGCAUUGAAACUUCAAGAGAAAUUUUAUCCAUCUGAUCAUAUCGCUAUUGCCUUCGGUUUGAAUAACAUCGGUGCUUGUCAUGAAAAUCAAAACAAACCAAACAUUGCACUUGACUAUUAUCAGCGUGCAUUGGCUAUGUAUGAGAAACUUCUUCCUGUUGGCCAUUCAGACCGACAGAAAACCGAAAUGAAUAUUCGUCGACUCGCUGGGAAAAACUGA